Messenger RNA from Salvelinus fontinalis (brook trout), 1633 nucleotides. Its product is annotated as cartilage-associated protein-like. Bases 219 to 1580 code for a protein of 453 amino acids. Gene Ontology annotation, biological process: peptidyl-lysine hydroxylation; collagen fibril organization. The record is from RefSeq and is a predicted model, not a curated record. Lineage: Eukaryota; Metazoa; Chordata; Actinopteri; Salmoniformes; Salmonidae. The transcript is spliced from 7 exons. Gene Ontology annotation, molecular function: protein binding; collagen binding. Gene Ontology annotation, cellular component: endoplasmic reticulum.
UUCAGCUAAUGGAAUUGUAAACUAGGCGACAUUUAUUUUUACGCACGUGGUACGCGUUUUAAAUGAUCAACUAAACAUGUUACGAUAUGACAACUGGAGGUUAUGACAACUGGAGGUUAUGACAGCUAGAAAUCCGAAACCACGGGCUACAACUGUCCAACUCUUGAAUUCCCCAAGACCCCUAAACGGUUUGCCAGCCCACCUCUCCCUGAAAGUAAAUGGAAAAACACCAUCCCGUUCUAUUGGCUAGAGGAGACAAAUGCGCAACUUGGAUGAAUGCACUUAUCAUGGUCGCCAAUCUCCAACGCGUAAAAGGAACUAUUUUCUCGAUCUCUUUGUGUUUUAUUGCCACUGUAGUGGUCGCGCAGUAUGACAACUACAACUUUAGACAUUUCCCACAAGAGGAGCUCAUUCCCAUCGAGUCUGCGUAUGCACAAGGCUUGGACAAGUAUGCUUCAGAAAAUUGGACGGACUGUAUCAAAUUCAUUGAAUUAAGUUUACGCCUGCAUCGGCUUCUGAAAGACAGCGUGACAUACUGCAUACAAAACUGUAAUGCCAGUCAUGUACAGUUACAGGAGCCUGUCAUGGCCAGCAGCACCGGGGAUAUGCAGAUCUUCUGGCGCAUUUUGAUGCGGGCAUCAUGUCUGAAAAAGUGCAGGACACACUUCCCUGCGCUCGCGCUCCCUUACCCAAGAAAAGAGGUGAUGGAUGAUUUCGAUAAUAGGUCGCCCUACCGUUACAUGUACUUUGCUUAUGUCCAGAUGGACGACCUCCAGAAGGCGUUGGCGUCAGCCCACACCUACCUACAGAGAAACCCAGAGGACCCCGUCAUGACACAGCACAUGAACCAAUACAAAAGAGAGUUUGACUUGGCGGGCUAUCUCAUUGACCACGAGGAACGCCCCUAUGAGGUUAGCUUCCUGAAAGCGGUCACCUUGUUCAACUCGGAGGACUUCAGCAGCAGUAUCAGUCACAUGGAGCAGGCCCUCAGCCAGUACCUCCAGCAGUACAGCCUGUGUCAGGCCAUGUGCCAGGGGGCCUGCGACGCCGACCUCCCCCAAACUAAAGACCUGUACCCCACACUGGCAGAUGCCUAUGUUGAUGCACUGAGAUGCGAGGUGAAGUGUGAGGAAAACCUAAUGCCAAAUGUUGGCGGCUACUUUGUGGAGAAAUUCAUCGCCACUAUGUAUCACUACCUGCAAUUUGCUUAUUAUAAGUUAAAUGAUGCCCGCAGUGCGGCCCCCUGUGCGUCCAGCUACGGGCUCUUUGACCCUGAGGACAAGGUCAUGAGGCAGAAUAUGUUAUACUACCAGUCUUACAGAGAGCAGUGGGGCCUGGAUGACCACAGCUUCACACCCAGGGUGGAAGCAUUGAGGUACUACAACCAUACCACCUUGCUGAAACAGAUGCUGGCAUUUGCAGAGAACUACCUGCAGUCUGAUGAGGACUUUUUGGGUCCGGAAGAAGCUGCCAUGGAGGACUCCUCUGAUGUUGAGUUUGAAGGGCUUGGAGACUAUGAGGAAUCAAUCCUGGCUAGAUGGUCACAACCCACAGCUAAAGGGGACGUUGGUGAUUCCUAAGGGUUUGUUCUUGACUAACGAUGAAUAAAACAGAAAGACAAUGUGUUUUCACA